AUAUUUCGAUAGAUCUUAAAUAUGCGAUUCCACCCAGUAAUAAAAAAUGCAUAGUAACAAUUUGUUUGAAAAAAGAUCAAUUAUUGUUAGACGUUGUUAGAAGGUUUAUGAAUGAUAACAAGAUCCCUUGCUAUCUAGAACUUUCUUUGCUUUCUGUCAUUGAGUCUCUCAUGAAGGAAAGUUUACGUAUAGAUAUUGAAAUUAAUAGGAAAUUUGAAAGUGAUUUGGAAGCAAGAAAUUUUCGUAAAAACCUUGUAUCAAAGUAUAAAAAUCACACCGUUAGAUACAAUGACUCCCCAGCAGAGGAUAAUUUCCCAAAGGCGCACAAUACUCUUGUCCUUUCUCCGAUCCCUUCCAUCUUUGAUACACUAUUACAGUUGGAAGAGAAAUAUAAACAAGCGAUUAUGGAAAUUGUGUCAGCUCGCGAGAAUGAGUUGGAACAUAUUCAAGACAAGCAUCAUAAAGAGAUAGAUGAAAUCGUAUUCAGUUAUAAUAAUGGUUUAAAUAAACUGGUCGAAAAACAUCGAGAGGAUGUAGAGUAUAAACAAGCCACAUUAGCAAGUGAGCUUGAGGACAUCAAGCGAACGCAAAAAAAUGAAUAUUGUGAAUUUGUGGUUAAACUAUAUGAGGCACAUCAGCGUUGGAUUGCAGAACAUCAAUCAGCAUCAGAUCCAAAUUGGACUUUUAGAUUAGAUGGCAAAGAUAUAGUUUCUGAAGUAAUAUCCUCUUUAAAAAAGAGCCGAAAAGAUCUAUCUAAACAAAUAUUAAGAUUCAACAAAGGACAUGGCGCAAGAAGUCAUCAUGGUAGCGUUAGUUCAUUAUCUGAGGUGUUAUCUCCCGUAAUGCCUUCGCCACCUUCUCCCAUGUUUUCUCCAGUUUCAUCAUCUUUUAGUGGUAAUGGAGACGAUAAGAUCAUGACCUACUUUAAUCAUGAUGAUAAUCCUGCUUCCAUGAAAAUGAUCAACGAGAUUCAAGAAAUGGGAUUCAAUUAUGAUCAAGCCAAGGUUGCCUUGGAGAUGGUUAAUUGGAGUAUGGAACAAGCCGUUGCUUUGUUGUGUGAACAAUUAGAAAGGGUUGACGCACAAAUAGCAAAUAAUACGAGUUUGCCUCCAAGACGCACGUCUAUUCCAUUUGCAAGUUCCCCACUUAAAGAAAAUCCUUCAUCAAUUGGUAAAUCAAGGAACAAAUCUUUGCGCAGACCCAAAUUGGCGAUAUUAACUAAACCAGAAAAGAAAAAUUGGUCACCAAUGUCAUUCUUUAAUCAAAAACAGCAAAUGGUAACUGCACCAAGUACACCGGUCAAAAGGUUUAGUGGUUGGUUAAGCAGAAAAGUAAUGGAUGAUGAUGUGAAUGGAGAUGAACCCAACUUGCAUUUAGCUGAUAAUACACAAUUGAUGGAAAGCUUUACGAUUUCACUUGGUAAUCAAGUGAAAUCAACUCACAACCUUCGACUCUUGGUGUCAGACAUGGAUGAUUUAUUCAAAUCAUCUAAUGAUACCGCAAAAGAUAUGGCUUAUAGAGCUCAAACGGCCGCGAAUUUAUAUUCUCAAAACUUGACGGCCAUUGUUUUGAUAUUAACGCCAGGUGAUUGGGCUAACUACAAAUUGGGUAAAAGUGCCAACAAAGCAUUUUUUUUAAGGUGUAGAGAAUCAACAGAAUUUCACUUUAAAGAUGUUGAAUCGCAACUAGAGGCGAUUGAAAGAGAUUUUGGUAGAUCUGAAGUGCAAGAAGGUGAUUUUUUUAUUACAAAGCAUUCGAAUCUACCUCUUGUUCAUGUUGUAUUUCAUUUAGUAAUUGAAUUUGAAUCAAUCACAAAAUCAGAGCUUACACACAAAUCUCGCGUGAUGGAUGGAUUAAGGAACAUAUUAAGAACCGUCGAUAGAUUUGAUAUUGCAAGUAUGUCAUUACCAUUCUUAUUACUUCCAUCCAAAAUUGAUCCAUUCUCAGAUCCGACAUUGGAUGAAAAUAUUCUUUACAAGAGGGGUGAAUUAGUAUUGAAAUGUAUAAGAGGGUUUAUGAUACAAAAUUCUAGACUACCAAAACGUGUUAGCAAUGAACAAGAACAGGAAGCUAAAACCGUAUCUUUCUUAUUAAGUAAUAAUGUCUGCGAAAGACAAUUUCAUGAUUUUAAAGGUUUAUUAACUAGAACUUUCAAAACUAGUUAA
This is a messenger RNA of Funneliformis mosseae, 2165 nucleotides long. The record is from the annotation of a GenBank genome assembly. NCBI's taxonomy places the organism in Eukaryota, Fungi, Glomeromycota, Glomeromycetes, Glomerales, Glomeraceae.